Sarcophilus harrisii (Tasmanian devil) is the source of this 2193-nucleotide messenger RNA. It is a transcript of the gene NFIL3, whose product is annotated as nuclear factor, interleukin 3 regulated. The transcript is spliced from 2 exons. The record is from RefSeq and is a predicted model, not a curated record. Gene Ontology annotation, biological process: regulation of DNA-templated transcription; circadian rhythm; transcription by RNA polymerase II. Gene Ontology annotation, molecular function: DNA binding; DNA-binding transcription factor activity. Lineage: Eukaryota; Metazoa; Chordata; Mammalia; Dasyuromorphia; Dasyuridae. Gene Ontology annotation, cellular component: nucleus. The coding region runs from base 266 to 1648 and encodes 460 amino acids.
CCUCUUCUCGUUCUUGUUGCGUUUUUUGCUCCUCCCACCACAUUCUCCGGGCCAAGAUGAGAAUGAAAAAGAUCACUUAGAAGAUUUUGAUUAUAUUUAGUGAGAAAAAAACACGUGUCCUUACUUUUUGCAACAUGAAACAAAAAGAAGAAUGCUGAUGGAUAUAAGAACAAAAUUUUUAAAGAAUUUUGGUUUGAGAAAUACUGGAGAUACGAUUUGCCCUGUGACACAAGGUAAAAAAAAGAUUUAGUUAAAGUUGUUUCUGAUGCAGCUAAGAAAAAUGCAGACCAUUAAAAAGGAGCCAGCACUUGUUGAUACAAGUAAAAAUGUGGACAAAAUGAUAGUGAUUACUUCUGCUCUAACUGAAGUGUCUGAAGAUUUGAAUACAAAUGAAGAUCUAUUACUUACUGAAGGAGUUGGUGGAAAAAACAAAUCUUCAGCUUGCCGGAGAAAAAGGGAAUUCAUUCCAGAUGAAAAGAAAGAUGCUAUGUAUUGGGAAAAAAGAAGAAAAAAUAAUGAAGCUGCCAAAAGAUCUCGUGAGAAACGUCGGCUGAAUGACUUAGUUUUGGAAAACAAACUAAUUGCAUUGGGAGAAGAGAAUGCCUCUUUAAAAGCAGAACUGCUCUCACUAAAAUUAAAAUUUGGUUUAAUUAGUUCUACAUUAUAUGCUCAGGAGAUUCAGAAACUCAGUAAUUCUACAGCUGUAUAUUUCCAAGACUAUCAAACAACCAAAUCAAACAGCACAUUUUUGGAUGAUCAUGAAACUUCUAUAGUGGGAAGUAGUUGCAUUUCUGUCAUUAAACACUCUCCUCAGAGCUCUUUGUCUGAUGUCUCAGAAGUAUCAUCAAUGGAGCAUUCUCAGGAGAGUCCUAUUCAGAACAAUUGCAUAAGUCCUCCAAAUAAGUUCCAAGAUAUAAAACAGGAACCUAUGGAAUUAGAAAGCUAUACAAGAGAGUCAAGAGAUGAUAGAGGUUCCUAUACAACAUCCAUUUAUCAAAACUACAUAGGAAGUACCUUCUCUGGUUAUUCUCAUUCACCUCCUCUUUUGCAAGUUAAUCGAUCCUCUAGCAAUUCACCAAGAACAUCAGAAACUGAUGAUGGUGUGGUAGGCAAGUCAUCUGAUGGAGAAGAUGAGCAGCAAGUUCCUAAAGGCCCAAUUCAUUCACCAGUUGAACUUAAAAGCAUCCAUGCAACAGUUGUUAAAGUUCCAGAAGUGAAUUCCGCACUACCACAUAAGCUUCGGAUUAAAGCCAAAGCCAUGCAAAUAAAAGUAGAAACAUUAGAUAAUGAAUUUGAUGUCACGCAGAAACUUUCCUCACCUAUUGAUAUGUCAUCCAAGAGACAUUUUGAACUUGAAAAGAAUGAUACACAAAAUUUGGUACAUUCUUCCCUUACUCCUUUCUCUGUGCAAGUGACUAACAUUCAAGAUUGGUCACUCAAACCAGAACAUUGGGAUCCAAAAGAACUCAAUGGCAAAAUUGAAAAUGGUUGCAAAACUGGAGUUAUUGGAAUUAAAAACAAUAUAUACAAUGUCUCUGAUUCAGAGAACUUGUAUUUAAAACAAGGGAUAGCAAACUUAUCUGCAGAGGUUGCUUCACUUAAAAGACUUAUAACCACACAACAAAUUUCUGCUUCAGAUUCUACUUAAGUUACUACUGAAUUGUUGUUUUAAAGAUGCUAUUUGCAGUAGAUUAACAUGUUUUGUAUUAUGCUGAAUUUUCACUGGACUUGUGAGGUCAUUUCACUGUAAUGUUCACAUGUUGUCCGAUAGAUGUCUUUUAAUGCACAAAUUACUAUGAAAAUUAGAUUGUUUUAUGAUCACUAUGUCUUGUAUAUAGUCAAAUAGCCUGUGCAGAGGCUAAAUAUAGAACAUUAUUUUUUGUUGUUCAAUUAUUAAGUGUGCAAGUUACCACUUACAAUAAAGUAUUGGUGACAAACAUGGAAUUUUACUCCAGUAAAGCCAAUUCAAUGAAAAAGGCAAUGGUUCUGUUAAAUGAUGGAAUAAUUACACAUUUAACAUUUUACUUAUUCCUUUGACUUUUAUCUCUUAACUAAGAUAAAUUUGUAAUAGACACUUUCCAAGCAUUUUGUUUGGGCUUUCUGUCAGUUUGCCUGAAUGUAACCUUUAAAAGAGAAAAAAAAUGAAACCCUGGGGGGAAAAAAAUAGAAUCUGAUUUUUUAUUUGAAAAUUCC